Messenger RNA from Vitrella brassicaformis, 1384 nucleotides. Lineage: Eukaryota; Vitrellaceae. The record is from the annotation of a GenBank genome assembly.
GUGGGAAUGGCUGCAAUGGGAAGGGCGGCAAAGGUGGCAAGGGCUACGGCCCCAAUGGUUGCACUCCGGUGUAUAAAGUAGCGUUUGACGAUGUCAAGGACGUGGUGGUGAGGGGAGAGAGAGAGAGAGAGAGAUGCGACCAACUGACAUGUCUGUUGGAUCAGGAUGACCUGAGUGAGGACAUUGACGAUCUGAAGGAUGAUAUCGACGACCUCCAGGAUUGAUUGAUGGGACCUGUAUAUCUGAAGUCAAGAGGAGGAAGGUGUGGUGUAAUCGAGGAAAUCUGAGACGACAUGUGAGUCGAUGUGGUGUGUUUGACUGUCGGGAUGGUGUGUGCCUGCGAUUGGCCGCCUUUUCCUUUUGCGUGUUCCUUCACUGUGUGGUGCCUUUCUGCCUUAUGAGUGUCGUGUGAUGGUCAGUCACCUUAUCGUCAGCCAAUCGGUCCAUGGGCCUGGAUGGAUGGAUGCCUGUGUGCCUCUGGAGUGGGUGGAAUGGUCCGUCUGCCGACCAGCUGAGUGCCUGUGUGUUUGUGUAUAGUGAGUGGAUGGCGCACGGGCAUAAAAGGCCAUGUAUGUCGGUAGUGGGGGUGUGAAUGUUGUCCACGCAACUGUCUAUGUCUCCCUCUGCGACUGACUGGCCGACUGACUGACUGAGUGUGUGUGGGGAGGGGGGGCGAGGCGGGCACUAGUGCUGCUCAGACGCGAGCAAAAUAUGGCUAGUCAGUCGGCGGAUGGAUUUCUGUCAUCAGUGUGGAUCGCAUGGCUGCAUUUGCAAGACGGCCAUUAGUGGUGGGGCUGGGGUGAUGUGUGUGGUCGUGGGCGUUCGGGUUUGUGUUUCCUUUUGCCGUAUCGUUCGUUUCUCAUUCAUUGACACACACAUACACACACAGAGACACUCACACAGGGAGGGAGGGAGAAAAGGAACGACCAUGAGACACAUGGGUGGCUUUCUUAGUUAGGGGAGGGGUCUAUGUCUGUGUCUGUGUGAUGUGGGUGUUUAUGUCGACAGUCAGCUCUGACACAGAGUUGUCUGUCUGCCGAGUCAGACAGUGAGCAGACCAAGGGCAGAGGGCGGCCUUAUGGCUCAGUGAGGCGACACAGACAGACAGACAGACCGUUUAUGUGGAUGCCGAUCGCCUUUUGUACGUCUCAUCUGUGUAAGUGUGUGUGUGCGGCAGGCGGAGUGUCAUGUGCUCUCUUCCUUUCCCCGCCCUUUCACAUACCUGUCUGUCCGUCUCGUGUAUGUGUAUGCCGUGGGCGCAGAAACACAGAGAGAGAGGAAGAGAGAGAGAGAGAGACGCAGUCACGCGAUUGAUCGAUUGAUGGGAUGGACGGAUGCAUCACGGGACAGGGAACAUGCAGAGAGGAUAUCGUUCAAUCGUCAC